Prinia subflava (tawny-flanked prinia) is the source of this 483-nucleotide messenger RNA. RefSeq names its product family with sequence similarity 163 member B (gene FAM163B). Lineage: Eukaryota; Metazoa; Chordata; Aves; Passeriformes; Cisticolidae. The coding region runs from base 1 to 483 and encodes 160 amino acids. The transcript is spliced from 3 exons. The record is from RefSeq and is a predicted model, not a curated record.
AUGACAGCCGGGACCGUGGUCAUCACAGGUGGAAUAUUAGCGACUGUCAUUUUACUCUGUAUCAUCGCCGUCCUCUGCUACUGUAGGCUCCAGUACUACUGCUGCAAGAAGGAUGAAUCCGAGGAGGACGAGGAGGAGCCCGACUUCGCCGUGCACUCGCACAUCCCUCCGCUGCACUGCAACCGCAACGUAGUGCUGACCAACGGCCCCUCGCUCUACUCCUCAUCCCCCUUCGCCAAAAAAGCAUCCCAGAGCCGGCCCAGCUGCCCCAGCUGCACUCCCUACGAGCCCCCCACCUCCUUCCUGCAGGAGCCCCCGGAGCCCCCCGAGGAGCUGCACAACGGGGGCGACCGGGUGAGCUACAAGACGGUGAGCCAGGAGGACCUGGCGCUGCCCGUGUCCAACCUGCAGCUCAACCCCAACCGGCUCUCGGCCAUGCGGGAGGCGUUCUCCCGCAGCCGCAGCAUCAGCACCGAUGUCUGA